Molecule: messenger RNA, 4034 nt
Organism: Bactrocera dorsalis (oriental fruit fly)
Lineage: Eukaryota; Metazoa; Arthropoda; Insecta; Diptera; Tephritidae
Gene: hpo
Product: serine/threonine-protein kinase hippo
Exons: 2
Coding region: 318-2300 (660 amino acids)
Biological process (GO): intracellular signal transduction; regulation of MAPK cascade; protein phosphorylation
Cellular component (GO): cytoplasm
Molecular function (GO): ATP binding; protein serine/threonine kinase activity
Source: RefSeq, a predicted model, not a curated record
UUAUAAUCAGUUUCGAUUUUUCUUAUCGAUUUCAUGCACUUGCGGCAAAGUCAACCAACUACGAUCUCUAUCUUAGAAUAUUCACUUUUCUUUAUCAUUUUCGUUCUUUCUGUUUGUAGAUUUUUCACUUUUAUGGCAAAUAAGUAGCAUUUAAAUCAUUAAAAUGUGCAUAGACGUUUAGAAAAUACCAGGUGGUAUAAAAAAUACAAAAACACAAACAGUAAAAGUCGUGAAUUAAAAUAUUGUAAAAACAAAAGUAAGCAGUUGCGAAGAAGUUGAUUUUUUACCCCCCUGCCCGGUGUACGAAUUACAAGGAAAUGUCUUCCGAGUUGAAAAAACUUUCAGAGGAAUCCCUUUUACAGCCUCCAGAAAAGGUCUUUGACAUUAUGUGCAAACUUGGCGAAGGUAGCUAUGGCUCCGUUUAUAAAGCAUUGCAUAAAGAGAGUAGCUCUAUAGUAGCCAUCAAAUUGGUGCCUGUAGCGUCCGAUCUGCAUGAAAUUAUUAAGGAGAUCUCAAUAAUGCAGCAAUGCGAUUCGCCGUAUGUGGUGCGCUACUAUGGUUCCUAUUUUAAGCAAUAUGAUCUGUGGAUAUGCAUGGAGUAUUGUGGUGCUGGUAGUGUGUCGGACAUAAUGCGUCUACGUAAGAAAACGCUAACCGAAGACGAAAUAGCAACGAUACUCUCCGAUACAUUACAGGGUUUAGUGUAUUUGCAUCUGCGUCGUAAAAUACAUCGUGAUAUAAAGGCUGGCAAUAUAUUGCUGAACACAGAGGGCUAUGCCAAAUUGGCAGAUUUCGGAGUAGCAGGUCAACUUACAGAUACGAUGGCGAAGCGUAACACUGUUAUUGGCACACCAUUUUGGAUGGCACCGGAAGUAAUAGAAGAAAUCGGUUACGAUUGUGUGGCAGAUAUUUGGUCGUUAGGAAUAACAGCAUUAGAAAUGGCCGAAGGUAAACCACCAUAUGGUGACAUACAUCCCAUGCGUGCCAUUUUCAUGAUCCCACAAAAACCACCACCAUCUUUUCGUGAACCCGAUCGCUGGAGUGCUGAAUUUAUUGAUUUUGUUAGCUUGUGCCUGGUAAAAAAUCCCGAUGAGCGUGCGACCGCUUCCGAUCUGCUCAAUCAUGAAUUUAUACGCAACGCAAAACCGCGCAGUAUACUCAAACAAAUGAUCGAAGAAACUUGUGCAAUACGUGAGCAACAGCGCGCAAAUAGAACCGGCGGUAUGAGUCAAGCCAAAAAUUUGCCCACACAGCAAGAGGAGUUGCUGCACGAAGAUGAACAUGAAUUUCAAGCGGAGACUGUCAAAACAUUUAUUGAUGAUCCGGGCACUUUAGUGCCGGAAAAAUUUGGCGAAUAUCAACAGGCAACGGACAGUGAUGCCACAAUGAUAGCACAUACUGAAGAUAGUGGCACGCUGGGACCUAAUAACCGAGCAAUGGGCGUCACAACCGGCGCAGACAAUGCAGGCGGCAGAGCCGGGGAUGUUAGUGCUGCAGCAGACUCGGGCACGCUCAUAGAACUGGAAUCGAAUUUAGGCACAAUGGUCAUCAAAACAGAUUCGGAUGACUCCACCACGACUAAACGCAACGAAUUUAAUAAGCCACGCUACCGCCCCAAAUUUCUCGAUCACUUCGAGCGCAAAAAUCCCGGUGAUGCCGCGGUACCGACACGCAUUGGUGAGGAUUUGGAAAAAUCAACAGCUUUUGGUGGUAAUACCGAGCAGUAUCAAGCAAAUACACCACAACAACAACAACAGCAGCAGCAACAACAGCAACAUUUAAUGCAGUCACAACAAAAUCACAACAAUUCGAAUGACACAAACUGGGAGAACAAUAUGGAAAUGCAAUUUCAACAGAUCUCCGCUAUCAACCAGUAUGGCCUUCAACAGCAUCAGCACCAUUUGCAACAGCAGCAACAGCAACAACAACAGCAACAAGCUGCGGCUGCAGCAGCAGCUGCAUAUUACGGUCAUCCGCUGGUGAGUGAUCAUCACUUGUUGGCCAUAAAUAAUCAGCAAAAUCUAUUGCGUAAUCAACAACAACAACCACAACCACCUGCCUACCAGCAACAUCAUCUGCACACACAUUCGCACGGCUAUGUAGACGGUGAAUUUGAAUUCUUGAAAUUCCUCACAUUCGACGAUCUAAACCAGCGUUUGAAUAACAUUGACUCCGAAAUGGAGAAGGAAAUCGAGGAGUUGAACAAAAAAUACAAUGCCAAACGUCAGCCAAUUGUCGACGCUAUGAAUGCAAAACGAAAGCGUCAACAAAAUAUUAAUAAUAAUCUUAUUAAAAUUUAAAUACACGCAAGUUCUUACAGAGGGAGCGAGAACGAGAGAGAGAGAGAGAGAGAGAGAUAACGAACAAAUUGUUACUCAAAUAAGUUAUAAAAAAAAGCAACUGCACUUGCGAUCAUGCAAAACAAACAAUAUCAAAUUAGAUUAUCUUCUGUUUGUGUUUAGGGUGCAACAAAUUGACAAUUUCUUUAACGAAAUGAUUUCUGAAUGAUUAUUUGUAAUUUAGUUAUUAGCAAUAGAUACAAUUUUCACAUUAUAAAUUGUAAUAAAACUCGAAUUGCUAUUAGUAAUAAUAAUAAUAGACGCAAAUGCAAUUAUAUGCUCAUUUAGUAAUACAAACCGUAAAAACAAACCUAAAAAAAUCUCAUAACGCCCACCCCUAUGUGGCGACAUUAGCUUUACAAUUGUAUUUCAAAACAAAAAAAAAAUGUUAAAUUUAUAGCAAUGCGUGUAUGUAGAGCAAGCAAAUUAUUUAAUGGGUGUAGAAAAUUGGAAUUUGUAAACGAAAAGCAAAAUUGUAAGGUGCUGGCGUCAAUGCAGUGCAUAUCACAGCAAAUGGUAUAGCCAUACAUACAUACAUACAUAUAGUAGUAUGUAGUAUUUAUAAUGAGAAACGAUUACAGAAUGCUCACAUAUUUAGUAUAGGAUAAAAGUUUAAUUUUUGGCAAACUGCAUGAAAUUGUAUGCAAACGCAUAACUGCAAUGCAAUCUACAUGAAUGCCAUUACACUCUGCCCUCCUCCUGUUAACAAUAACAAUAAGACCGAAUUGUAUUAUAAUUAUGUAUGCAAGAAACAAAGAAAAACAAAUAUUCUGAACGAAAACGUACGCCCAGUUGGAAUAGUAGUAAAUAAAUAUAACAAAAAUAAUUUAGUUGUGAGAUCCUAACGUAAUAUCAUAUUAAAAAUAAUGUUUUUUUUUGCAUAAAUAUAACAAAAAUAGUUUUGUUGUGAGAUCCAAACCUAAAAUCAUAUUAAAAGUAACGUUUUUUCCCCAUAAAUAUAACAAAAAUAAUUUUAUUGUGAGGUCCUAACCUAAAAUCAUAUUAAAAAUAAUGUUUUUUUUGCAUAAAUAUAACAAAAAUAAUUUAAUUGUGAAAUCCCAACCUAAAAUCAUAUUAAAAAUAAUGUUUUUUCUUCAUAAAUAUAACAAAAAUAAUUUAAUUGAGAAAUCCUAACUUAAAAUUAAAAAUAUUUUUCUUUUAUACCGUUUUCAAAUUUUAGCUCGCCAUUUAAUUUAUGUGCAUCGGCACUUUGUAUAAUGAGGCUAGUAAAAUCCACCUCGCGUUAUAACAUUAUUCAUUUACGCUUUUGUCACAAUUAAUUUGCUCUAAAUAAUUUCAAAUAUUAUAUUAUAUAAUAGUUUUUUUUCCAUUUCCAUUUAAGUAGUCCGCCAUUUCCGACUGGGUAUUGCGUUCAAAUAUUAUAUAUGGUAUAUUAACUUUUUUUUUAGUAUCAUAAGCAGUGGUUCAACGACAUUAAGCUUUGUAGUUUUCUUCUUCUUACUUGUUCUUCCGUUUUUUGUGCUCAGCUCGCGUGACUAAAAAAUCUUUGGCAGCGUAAAAGCAUUUCAGUAAAUUUGUAUUCACUGCAUGAAAGCAGCUCAUUACAGUCAAUAUACAUACGACUACAUAAGUAUAUACACAUAUAGUAUAUAUAUAAAUAUACAAAAUUAAAUAUACAUAUAUAUGCAACAUUUUUUAAAUAAAGAAAAAAUGUAAAUAAGAUUUUUAAACUUA